Cotesia glomerata is the source of this 3613-nucleotide messenger RNA. RefSeq names its product ubinuclein-2 (gene yem). The record is from RefSeq and is a predicted model, not a curated record. Gene Ontology annotation, cellular component: nucleus. The transcript is spliced from 11 exons. Bases 210 to 3269 code for a protein of 1019 amino acids. NCBI's taxonomy places the organism in Eukaryota, Metazoa, Arthropoda, Insecta, Hymenoptera, Braconidae.
CUUUGGUGAGUACUACUAGCGCACUCUAAAAACAGUCUUUACUGAAAACUGAAGAUAGCCGACGUGCUGCUACAACUGGUCCGAAUGGUGUUCAUGUCGGUACAUUGUUUAAAAAGAAGGACCACGUUGUUGUGUCCCCAAGUGGUUUAUUGCAGUGCCCGUGAUAGUCCGUGAUCUAAUUAAAAUAGUGACGUGCCAUAUGUAUAAUAAUGUCCGAAGGUGUAAAACGAGUGCCGACACAGAGCCUGGAAUCAGCGGGUUCCUUGGGUAACGCAACUAAGGAGAAAAAAAGAGAAAAGGGCAAACAGCUCGCGCCCUCCAUACGCUUAGAGCUCUGUCUGGAUGACAAGAACGAGACGGCAUACGCUGAGUUUAACUACACUCAGCUCCUAAAAUCCGCCGAGAAAAAGAGGAGUAAGGAGAACAAAAAUACCAAUGGGCUGGACCCGUUCGAUGAUGAUGAUGAUGAGAAGGAGCGGAUAAUUGCUAGAAAAUUUGAAGCUAAAUAUGGUACGAGCAAUGUAAUGAAGAAGAAUAAGAAAAAAUAUGAUGACGAUGUUGAUCUUGGAGCUGGUUAUGAUGAAAAUGAUUCGUUUAUUGAUAACACAGAUGCUUAUGAUGAAAUAGUCCCUCUCGGAGUAACAACAGCACACGGAGGUUUCUACAUCAAUUGGGGGAAGUUAGAAUUUGCUGUUAAAGAAGGAGAAGUUUCUCUGGCACGUACUCUUAAUCAUACUAAUAAUGAAUCAAGCAGCAGCGAGAGUAGUGAUGAUGACGAAGAUAGUAACAGCCCGCCGCCUAAAAGAAGAGAUAGUCGAUUAGCCAGCUCAUCUGAAGAAGAUGAUGAAGAAAUUGUUGAGCCAGCUCCCAAAAAAUCAAAAUUAGAUGAAAAUGGAGAGAAAAAAGUUAAUUAUGAUAAUAUGAUUAAGAAAAAAAAGAAGUUAACCGAGGAGUCGACUGUAGAUAGUUUAAAUAAACAGAAGAAUACUGAUGAUAAACGAGAUCACAUGGAAGUUGAUAUUUCGUCUGAUACUAAUCAAGAGCAAAGAAAAAAAUUAUCCUGUGAUGUUAUAAAAACAAAAGAUGUUGCGAAAAAAAUUAGUAAAAAGCCAGUGACUAAUGGUUUAGAUGAUAAUAAAAAAUUAGACAAUGGAAAAAAGUUAACGGUUAAAGAUAGUAAUGUUGAUAAUGCUAUUGAAAGUGUCGUUAAUGAUGGCAAGGCUGAUGAUGAUGACAGUAGAGAUACCGUGGAUUCGAACAAGUCACGAUCUGUUGUUGCUGGUACGUCUUCGGAGGGCGAGGACGGGGAUAAAAGCGAUUGUCGAAUGCCUGAUAAUUUACCUGAGGAUGUUAAGGAAAUAAUUAAUAAACUUAAAAAACACGUCGAGAAUAAUAACAAAGAUGGAAAAAUUAAAUUUUUCGAUGCUUACGCUAAUUCUGCGAUACUCAACUUGGAUACAAAAUUGAGGCAAAUGGAUUCACCAGCGGUUAGGAAUCAGGUCUACACUAACCUCGCGCCUCUUAUGUCGUGCAGCAAAAACACUCUGAGCAAUCGGAUUAAAAAGUUGAGCCUUCAAGAAGCCGAGAAUAAAGUCCGAGAACCAAUGGAGAGGUUGAAGGCGAUAAUUGAGCAAUUAAUGCCAGCCGCUGUUUCAAAGUUUGAAGAAGAGUGUCGCAGAGUUGCUGAAGACAACCCUCAUUUAUACUGGGAGAUAUACCGGUACUGUGGAAGUUUUGAAGCUCCGGUGUCUGAUGGAGAUAGCAGUGAUGGAAAUGAAAAAGUAUCUAAGAAAUCAAAUUUCCCACGCAAGCGAUUCCCGUGGACAUCUGAAGCCAAGAAAGCGGUGUGUGACAUAGCAACAGUAUGGCGCCAAUAUUACAAAGUUCGAAAGCCAAGGAAAGAAAAUAUGGAUUCAUUUGUCUCGACAUUCAUGGAGAGUAAAAUUUUACCGCUUUGGCCCAAGGGUUGGGUAACCAUUGAAACUCUAUUAAAGUACUCUACUCCAGAAACACCUGGCAAAAGAAAACUGAAAAAAUCAAAGGAUAACGUACAAGCGAACAACGCUCAAAUAGUUACUAAUAAUUGUACCUCGAGAUUGGAAAACACACCAAGUACCAAUACAAAUAUCAAUAAUUUAAAUCAACAAGAACGUUCUAAGACACCGACAAAUUUAAAAAGUUCUAGUUCUUUAGACAACAUAAGUUAUACGUCUCCUUCUUCGCAAGCCGUUAAAUCAUCAGAAAUUACGACAUUAGCAGUAACAGCAGUACCAGCGGAGAAAAAACAAACAAACAAUACCAGUAAAUACAAAGAUAAAAUACGAGAGGGAUCAACGCCGUCUAGUCAUCUGGAUAACAGCGUACCAGCGCCAAUAGCUAAAAUAUCUGUGGUACCUACGUCUCAGUUGAUGGCACAAAAACCUAAAGCUCAUUCUGAUAAAUUUAAUCCACUUAAUUUAACUAGUAGUACUGUUUCAAUAACACCGGUUAAUGAUUACCAGAAAGCCAAUAAAUUGGAUGAAGUUAAAAAAGACGUUGUUUCGAUAACACCGUUCUCAGACACCGCUGUCGAGCAUGGCAAUGUUAAAGUUGGAUUUCUAGUGUCUAAUAAUUCUGGAUCUAAAUCUCUACCACUUAAACAUCGGAUACUUAAUGACAAUGCUGACAAGAAGAUAGACGAUCGCGAUAUUAUUGCAACUGUUGGUGUCAAUACCGCUGAUAGCAAGGAUAAAAAAUGCGAUCGUUGGAUAGAGGAUAAAUACAAAUCAUCGGGUGAUAUGAAAAAGCGACGCAAGGAAAUAAUAACAAUGCAUUUACCUCAGCAGUCCUCAUCGAUAACGAAACAUGAGGUCUCAAGUAUUCUCCAGCCUAAGUUGGGGCUAUCUCAAGAGGAGAUUGACAGGCAGAUUGAGGAAACAGAGGCUGCUACCAAUUUUCUCAGCCAGAUAAUAAACGAGGAGUCUCCGAGAUCAACAAGCGAGGGUAAGCGGAAAGAGCCCAGUUUGAUUGAUGACGGAUUGGUUUACGCGAGCACAUUUCCACCGAGUGAACAGGAUAAAGAUGUUCAAAUGGUGAUGCGUUCGCUUAAAGAACUUCAGGAGUUGCAGGAGAACAAGUACUCGCCGAGUCAUUCACCGUUCCAAAAAUCUAAAUCUUCUCAUCAGUAUGUUGGAUUUUCUAGCGAUUAUCAUCAACAUUAUCACAAUAAAAAGGAUGAUAAAUUGAGUAAAAUACCAAAAGAUGAACCACAUUGGUUGUCACGUGAUUAAUGUUAAUUGAUAAUCUACGACUGAUGCUGAUUAUAUUCCAUCGACUUGAACAAAUACUUCCAACUCGUUCCUACGGUUUUUAAAAUCUGAAUAAAAUAAAAAUAAGUAUUUUAAAAUUGCCUGACAGUUGUAAAUAUAUUUAAAUCAAUACUUAGAUAUGAGUAGUGGGUAAACAUAUGUACAGGUACAUAAAUUGUAAACAAAUUAAUGUGUGGUAGGCUUUGUACAUAGUGCUAAGAAUGGAGAGGUUUUUAUUAUUGUAAAUUCAGAACGAAAAUUCACCUAUUAAAUUAAUUUUUGUAAAAUUUUCAAAGGUGUCAGCGAUUCAUUGAUUUUUUUUUUAU